Acanthosepion pharaonis is the source of this 1704-nucleotide messenger RNA. The record is from the annotation of a GenBank genome assembly. Lineage: Eukaryota; Metazoa; Mollusca; Cephalopoda; Sepiida; Sepiidae.
AUGCUUCUCCUUGCUUUAGAUCUCCUUCUCCUUGCUUUGGAUCUCAUCUCCUUCUCUCUGCUUUAUUUCUCUUUUCCUUGCUUUAGAUCUUCUUCUCCUUUCUUUAGAUCUCCUUCUCUCUGCUUUAUUUCUCUUUUCCUUGCUUUAGAUCUCCUUCUCCCUGCUUUAGAUCUCCUUCUCCUUGCCAUAGAUCUCCUUCAACUUGCUUUAGAUCUCCUUCUCCCUCCUUUAGAUCUCAUUCUCAUCUCCUUCUCUCUGCUUUAUUUCUCUUUUCCUUGCUUUAGAUCUCCUUCUCCCUGCUUUAUAUCUCAUUCUCCUUGCUAUAGAUCUACUUCUCUCUGCUUUAUUUCUAUUUUCCUUGCUUUAGAUCUCCUUCUCCUUUCUUUAGAUCUCCUUCUCCUUGCUAUAGAUCUCUUUCUCCUUAUCUCCUUCUCCUUUAGAUUUCUCCUUCUCUUCCUUGCUUUCUCUCCUUCUCCUUGCUUUAGAUCUCCUUCUCCUUGCUUUAGAUCUCCUUCUUUCUCUUUUUGCUUUCUCCUUCUCCUUGCUUUAGAUCUCCUUCUCCUUGCUUUAUCUCUCCUUCUCUCUGCUUUAGAUCUCCUCCUCCUUGCUUUAGAUCUCCUUCUCCUUGCUUUAGAUCUCUCCUUCUCCUUGCUUUUAGAUCUCCUUUUCUCCUCUGCUUUAGAUCUCCUUCUCUCUUUAGAUCUCCUUCUUUUCUCUUUAGAUCUCCUUCUCCUUCUCUGCUUUAGAUCUCCUUCUCCUUGCUUAGAUCUCCCUUCUCUCUUUAGAUUCCUUCUCCUUGCUUUAGAUCUCCUUCUCCUCUGCUUUAGAUCUCCUUCUCCUUUAGAUCUCCUUUUAGAUCUCCUUCUCUUUAUAGAUCUUUUUUCUCCUUCUCCUUGCUUGCUUCUCCUUCUCCUUGCUUUAGAUCUCCUUCCUUGCUUUAGAUCUCCUUCUCCCUGCUUUAGAUCUCCUUCUCCUUGCUUUAGAUCUCCUUCUCUUUAUUUCUCUUCUCCUUCUUUAGAUCUUCUCCUUGCUUUAGAUCUCCUUCUCCUUGCUUUAAUCUCCUUCUCCUUGCUUUUAGAUCUCCUUCUCCUUGCUUUAGAUCUCCUUCUCACUUUAGAUCUCCUUCUCCUUGCUUAUCCUUCUCUCCUUCUCUCUUGCUUUAUUUCUCUUUCUUCUCCUUGCUUUAGAUCUCCUUCUCCCUGCUUUAGAUCUCCUUUCUUUCCUAUAAUCUCCUUCUCCUUGCUUUAUUUCUCCUUUCUUCUUGCUUUAGAUCUCCUUCUCCUUGCUUUAGAUCUCCUUCUCCUUGCUUUAGAUCUCCUUCUCCCUGCUUUAGAUCUCCUUCUCCUUGCUAUAGAUCUCCUUCUCUCUAUUUUAUUUCUUUUCUCUUUUCCUUGCUUUAGAUCUCCUUCUCCUUAUCUCCUUCUCUCUGCUAGAUCUCCUUCUCACUGCUUUAGAUCUCCUUCUCCUGCUUUAGAUCUCCUUCUCCUUGCUUUAGAUCUCCUUCUCUCUGCUUUUUUUCUCUUUCUCCUCCUUUUUUUAGAUCUCCUUCUCCUUGCUUUAGAUCUCCUUCUCCUCUGCUUUAGAAAUCCUUCUUUUCUCCUUGCUUAUUUUUCUCCUUCUCCUUGCUUUAGAUCUCUUCUCCUUCUCCUUUGCUUUAUUUCUCUUUUUCUUUGCUUUCUUUUUCUCUCCUUCUCCCUGCUUUAG